AUGUUCCGGCUCGUCGGUCUGUUUUUCCUCGUCUUGGGCGCCUCGGCUGCCGUCAUUGAAGAAGAAGAGAAUGUCAUUGUUCUUACUAAGGAUAACUUCGAUGAAGUGAUCAAUGGAAACGAAUUCAUUCUUGUCGAGUUCUACGCCCCAUGGUGCGGACACUGCAAAUCCCUUGCUCCAGAAUACGCUAAGGCCGCCACUCAACUCAAGGAAGAAGGAUCCGAGAUCAAGCUCGGAAAGCUCGAUGCCACCGUCCACGGAGAGGUUUCCUCCAAGUUCGAGGUCCGCGGAUACCCAACCCUCAAGCUUUUCCGCAACGGAAAGCCACAAGAAUACAACGGAGGACGCGACCACGACUCGAUCAUCGCCUGGUUGAAGAAGAAGACCGGACCAGUUGCCAAGCCACUUUCUGACGCCGAUGCCGUUAAGGAGCUCCAAGAAUCCGCCGAUGUUGUUGUUAUCGGAUACUUCAAGGACACCGCUUCCGAUGAUGCCAAGACCUUCCUCGAGGUUGCCGCCGGAAUCGACGAUAUUCCAUUCGGAAUCUCCACCGAAGAAGCUGUCAAGUCUGAGAUUGAGCUCAAGGGAGAAGGAAUCGUUCUUUUCAAGAAGUUCGAUGAUGGACGUGUCGCUUUCGACGAGAAGCUCACCCAAGAUGCUCUCAAGGCCUGGAUCCAAGCCAACCGUCUUGCCCUCGUCUCCGAGUUCACCCAAGAAACUGCCUCAGUCAUCUUCGGAGGAGAGAUCAAGUCUCACAACCUUCUCUUCGUCUCCAAGGAAUCAUCUGACUUUGCCAAACUCGAGACUGAGUUCAAGAACGCCGCCAAGCAAUUCAAGGGAAAAGUCCUCUUCGUCUACAUUAACACCGAUGUUGAGGAGAACGCCAGAAUCAUGGAAUUCUUCGGACUCAAGAAGGACGAGCUCCCAGCCAUCCGUCUUAUCUCUCUUGAGGAGGACAUGACCAAGUUCAAGCCAGACUUCGAGGAGAUCACCACCGAGAACAUCUCCAAGUUCACCCAAAACUACCUUGAUGGAUCCGUCAAGCCACACCUUAUGUCCGAGGAGGUUCCAGAGGAUUGGGACAAGAACCCAGUCAAGAUUCUUGUCGGAAAGAACUUCGAACAAGUCGCCCGUGACAACACCAAGAACGUCCUCGUCGAGUUCUACGCUCCAUGGUGCGGACACUGCAAGCAACUCGCCCCAACCUGGGACAAGCUCGGAGAGAAGUACGCUGAUGACGAGAGCAUCGUUAUUGCCAAGAUGGACUCCACUCUCAACGAGGUCGAGGAUGUCAAGAUCCAAUCCUUCCCAACCAUCAAGUUCUUCCCAGCUGGAUCCAACAAGGUCAUCGACUACACCGGAGACCGUACCAUCGAAGGAUUCACCAAGUUCCUCGACACCAACGGAAAGGACGGAGCUGGAGCUUCCGAAGAGGAGAAGGCCGAGGAGGAGGCUGAUGAGGAGGGACACACCGAACUCUAA
Messenger RNA from Caenorhabditis remanei, 1482 nucleotides. RefSeq lists its product as uncharacterized. The record is from RefSeq and is a predicted model, not a curated record. Gene Ontology annotation, cellular component: endoplasmic reticulum. Lineage: Eukaryota; Metazoa; Nematoda; Chromadorea; Rhabditida; Rhabditidae. The transcript has 4 exons. Gene Ontology annotation, biological process: response to endoplasmic reticulum stress; protein folding. The coding region runs from base 1 to 1482 and encodes 493 amino acids. Gene Ontology annotation, molecular function: protein disulfide isomerase activity.